UAGGGUUUCCUUUCUCUGUCCUUGCCUCAUUUGUUGCUAUAUAUAUGUAUAUACAUUCGUAGCUAUUUCUCUCCAUCUUCGUUCCACACCCCCGCAAGGUCUACGGUUUUUCACCUGCGCUCUCUCUCUCUCUCUCCUCUCUUCUCUUAUCAUCUGAGGAAAUUGGCAGUAUUGCAAUAUCUGCAGGUAGCGAAAGUGGAGUGUGUUGAGUUUGAAGCUUCUUUUAUGUCUGAACGGGGCUCUCUUGUUUUGUUAUCAAUCGGGUUGCUUGGAGAGUACUGUCCUACAUCAAGAAAAAAGAAUAGACAUUCUCUUGAUAAAGUUGGCUGCAUGCAUCUUGGGCCAUUUCUGGACCAUAGCACACACUAUCAGGGUUGCCAGUUUAUGCGGCCUUUUCCAUUUGCAGGGAAUUCUUCCAAUUUUGAAAAAAAAAAUCUUGGUAAAAGAAUCCACCUGCUCCCCUUCUGAUAAAGUCCAUUCUAGCAUACAUAAUUUUUUGAAAACAAGAUGGCUUUACAAAAUAUUGGUGCUGGAAACAAGGAUGAUGCCUUCUAUAGGUAUAAGAUGCCCAGAAUGAUUACGAAGAUUGAAGGUCGUGGGAAUGGCAUCAAGACCAAUGUGGUCAACAUGGUUGACAUUGCAAAGGCUUUGGGUAGACCUGCUUCCUACACAACCAAGUAUUUUGGUUGUGAGCUUGGGGCCCAAUCCAAAUUUGAUGUGAAGACUGGAACAUCCCAUGUUAAUGGUGCCCAUGACACUGCCAAACUUGCUGGGCUUCUUGAGAACUUCAUCAAGAAAUAUGUACAAUGCUAUGGCUGUGGGAAUCCUGAAACUGAGAUAAUCAUCUCUAAGGCACAGAUGAUUAACCUCAAAUGUGCUGCUUGUGGGUUUUUGUCAGAUGUUGAUAUGAGGGACAAGCUCACAACGUUUAUUAUCAAGAACCCUCCUGAGCUGAAGAAGGGAUCAAAAGACAAGAAGGCAAUGAGGAGGGCUGAAAAAGAGAGGCUCAAGGAAGGGGCAGUGGCAGAUGAAGAACAGACGAAACUUAAAAAAGAGGCUGCAAAGAAGAAGGGCUCCUCUGCUGGUUCCAAGGAUGUGGUUUCCAAAGCAUCCACCAAGAAGAAAAUUAAUGUCUCUGAUGGUGACCAUUCUCCUGCGGGCAGCCAAGCAGAUGAAAAUGAAGCAACAGCAUCAGUCGACACUGAUGAAGAUGAUGAUGUCCAGUGGCAGACUGACACAUCUGCGGAGGCUGCUCGCCUGCGGAUUCAGGAACAGCUGAGUGCUGUUACAGCUGGUAUGGUGAUGCUUUCAACCAAUGAAGAGAAGCUGAAUUCGGCUAAAAACUCUCCCGAGCGUGAAGAGCAAUCCAAGGUUAGCACACAUGCGAACGGGGUCAAAUCUAGUAAUUCUUAUGAGAAGCUUGUCGAUGAGAUUAAGGAAUUCCUCAAGAAGGGCUCCUCUGCUAACCAGCUCAAGUCCUUUUUGGGAUCUCUUUCUGGAACUCUCCAGGAGACCAUGGAUGCCCUCUUUAAAGCUCUUUUUGAUGGCACUGGAAAGGGAUUUUCAAAGGAGGUGACCAAGAAAAAGAACUACCUUGCAGCUGCCACUCAGGAGGAGGGAUCACAGCUGCUUUUGCUUCACGCGAUUGAGGCUUUCUGUGUGAAAGCAAACCCUGAGGCAGUGAAGGAGGUGGCUUUGGUACUCAAAGUGCUUUAUGACAGUGAUGUGCUGGAAGAGGUAUUCAUAGUGGAGUGGUAUGGGAAGGGCUUGAGUGGAAACAACAAAGGCUCACAGAUCUGGAAGAACGUUAAGCCCUUUAUGGAAUGGCUCCAGAGUGCUGAGUCUGAAUCUGAAGAGGAGUGAAUUGGGAUAUAUGCACUUCUGCCCACCCAGGUGGUUUCCAAGCUUUUCCAUGAUUUGGUUGUGAUGUUUUUGACAGUUUGGUACUUCUCUAUCUCAUCUAGUAGUAAAUAAGACUUGUUAAUGUCUUGUGAUCACGGGGAAUAAUGCUUGUUGGUAUGGGUCAGGUUGUGUAGUUAUUAUCAGAAUGUCUUGCCUAGAAAUAAAGCAGAAAUGUUUUGUUAUGUUUGUUUUCUUGUGUUACUAGGGAGUAUAUGCUUGUUUCAACUUAUUGUGGUGGCUUUCAAUGAAUUAGUUGAGUUUGUGACA
Camellia sinensis is the source of this 2169-nucleotide messenger RNA. RefSeq names its product eukaryotic translation initiation factor 5. Gene Ontology annotation, molecular function: GDP-dissociation inhibitor activity; translation initiation factor activity; eukaryotic initiation factor eIF2 binding. NCBI's taxonomy places the organism in Eukaryota, Viridiplantae, Streptophyta, Magnoliopsida, Ericales, Theaceae. The record is from RefSeq and is a predicted model, not a curated record. Gene Ontology annotation, biological process: translational initiation; formation of cytoplasmic translation initiation complex. Gene Ontology annotation, cellular component: cytosol.